AAAAAAUGUCUCUAAUUACAGAUGAGAUAAGAGCCAGUGCUACUGAGCUAUACCAUGGUGACAAAAUUUGCAAAGAGAAAUCAAGGUUUUUGCUAACAGAAGUUGGAUUGCCAAAUGGGCUUUUGCCCUUGGAAGAUAUUGAAGAAUGUGGGUAUGUCAAAGACACUGGUUUUGUUUGGCUAAGGCAAAAGAAGAAAAAGGAGCACAAAUUCGAAAAGGUUGGGAGGCUCGCGAGCUAUGCGAAUGAGGUGACUGCGUAUGUCGAAAAAUCCAAGAUUAAGAAGCUAACUGGUGUGAAGACGAAAGAAAUGAUGAUGUGGGUUAACCUUAGUGAGAUCACCGUUGAUGAUCCACCAACGGGGAAGAUCACUUUCAGAUCUCCCACGGGAUUAUUUCGGACUUUUCCUUCCGCGGCUUUUGAAGUCGAGGAAGAUAAAGAAGUCCAAGUGAAAGAGGUGUAACUGCUGGAUCCAGUCAGUUUGUCUUUGUGACUGAUUUUCUUCUUAUUUAUGGAUCUUAUUUUUAAUAACAUGAUUUCCAGUGGUUUAUGUUGGCUGA
Molecule: messenger RNA, 558 nt
Organism: Erigeron canadensis
Lineage: Eukaryota; Viridiplantae; Streptophyta; Magnoliopsida; Asterales; Asteraceae
Exons: 1
Coding region: 6-461 (151 amino acids)
Source: RefSeq, a predicted model, not a curated record